Messenger RNA from Thalassophryne amazonica, 2716 nucleotides. It is a transcript of the gene usp30, whose product is annotated as ubiquitin specific peptidase 30. Gene Ontology annotation, cellular component: cytosol; nucleus. The transcript has 13 exons. The coding region runs from base 196 to 1617 and encodes 473 amino acids. Gene Ontology annotation, molecular function: cysteine-type deubiquitinase activity; cysteine-type endopeptidase activity. Lineage: Eukaryota; Metazoa; Chordata; Actinopteri; Batrachoidiformes; Batrachoididae. Gene Ontology annotation, biological process: protein deubiquitination. The record is from RefSeq and is a predicted model, not a curated record.
CCGUUGCUGUUGCACUUUAAUCCCUUUAAACCCUAGUGUGACAUGCGCAGACAAGAAAGACAAACGUGAGCUCUUUUAAUCGUCGUAUUCGCUAAAACUUUUAAUGGAAACUUGUAGCGACAAGAAAGUUGAGUGAUGUAUUGAGUGAGCAGCUUGGACAGUGACCGAGGAAAAGCUUGGUGUUGUCGAUGCAAGAUGAUAAAAAACUGGGUUGUCAUCGGUGGCAUAGCUACUGCAGUUGCAGCUGGAGUCUAUGUUUUCUGGGGACCAAUUACAGAACGAAAGAAGAGAAAGAGGGGUAUGGUCCCAGGUCUAUUGAAUUUAGGAAGCACCUGCUUCUUAAAUUCUUUGCUUCAGGGUUUGGCAGCAUGUCCGUCCUUUAUUAGGUGGCUGGAGAGGUUUUCAGGUGCAUCUACAAGGAUAUCACACAGAAAGAACCAAUUGUCAACAACACUCCUUCAACUUCUCAAAGCUUUGUCCAGUGAUGAGUCUGGGGACGAAGAUGUACUUGAUGCUGGAUGUGUGCUGGAGGUUCUCAGACUGUACCGCUGGCACAUCAGUUCAUUUGAAGAGCAAGAUGCUCAUGAACUUUUUCAUGUCCUGUCAUCUUCUCUGGAGGAGGAAAAUGAUCUCCAACCCAAAGUCACUCAUUUGUUCGACAUGCAUUCACUCGAAAGCCUCCCUGAACAACAUGAGAAAACUAUGACUUGCAGAAGUCGAGCCCCUCUUCAUCCAAUACCAUGUUCCUGGAAGUUCCAGCAUCCUUUUCACGGUCGUUUAAUAAGCAACAUGUCAUGCAAAAACUGUGAACAGAAAAGUCCAGUGCAGUAUGAUUCUUUUGAGAGCUUGUCAUUGUCCAUUCCUUUACCUCACUGGGGCCGGCCUAUCUCUUUAGACCAAUGUCUUCAACAUUUCAUCUCCUCAGAAGCUAUUAAAGAAGUGGAGUGUGUAAACUGUACCAAGCUUCAGCAAGGGACUGUAGUAAAUGAGCCGAUUUUGAAAAGCCGGAGGACAACAUUUGUUAAACAACUCAAACUGGGAAAGCUCCCUCAGUGUCUCUGCAUCCAUUUGCAACGAUUGACGUGGUCCAGUGAAGGAGCUCCCAUCAAAAGACAGGAGCAUGUGCAGUUCACAGAGUAUCUUUCUAUGGACCACUACAAACACAACACUUUCACCCAGAGGAGUCAUCAGCAGAUAAAGCAUCCUGCAAAUCCCCUGAAGGCAGAAAACACAGAGGAUACCAGGGAAAAAUCCAGCAAUAGCGGCACUGAAACCAUGUCUCAUAACAACAACAAUCCUCUUUUGAAUGGAACGAGUUCAUCUGUCUUUCUGCAGUCUUCUGGUGCAAGUUCACACCUCAACUUCAUGUGCGACUACAGAUCAUCAGAACACCUUUUUCAGCUGAUGGCUGUGGUGGUCCACCAUGGAGAUAUGCGCUCAGGACACUUUGUCACAUACCGGCGCAGCCCUUCCUCAUCUUGCACAUCGCAGUGGUUGUGGGCAUCAGAUGACUUGGUGCGCAAAGCCAGCCUGCAUGAGGUGCUAUCUUCCAACGCAUACAUGCUCUUCUACGAGAGAGUCCGAAGACUGAACAUCACUCUUCAGGCAGAGGAGUAACGAGGCAGACACUGCGACGGUUCUUGCAACUUUUCAGUCCUUUUGUUGAAUGUGCCAGUUAUAAUAUUGUUACCAAAAAGCUGGAGUCUGACUUUGACAGAGGAACUCCAGAGGAAAUUCUUUCCAAAGACAUUACCUGUGGAGAACACUGGCUCAUGGUCCUGCUCUGACCCACAGUUGGUGUUUUAGCCCCAAAGAAUAUGUAUGGAACUGCAGAAUUUUCACUCACACUUAUUAGUUAAUAUACAACUAUUCAUGAGUUUAAUGUUUUUUCCAUUACUAAAAGAUGCAACACCUGACAAUAUAGUGCAGCACAACUACUCUAGAAUAAAUUGUUAGUGUCAAACUGAUAACUCAGUAUUGUAGAAAUGAGGAGAAAAUGCACAGAAUCACAGGUGGAGAAUUCAGUCAUCUUAAUGGUUGAAGUACAGGCAGUAGAUUAACUAUGAUCAGACUAGACAAAACCUCAGACACCCUAAAGUUUCAGGUAUACUAUCAGUUAUUACCCACUGCCAAAAAAAAGGUUAUAACUAUUACCAGAACAUGAACAAGUCCACAAAACAAAACUGGACUAUUUUUAGAAUUAAGAUGGACUUUUCCCUCAAUCGGUUGUGUAGUUUCCUGACAGGCUCCACAGAUUUUCUUUUUUGCUAAAUCACAUGCUGUAAUUGGUUAAAGUGCCAUAAUAUCUGGACUGUUUUAUAUAUAUAUGACACCACUAAAUAAAUAAAUAAAAUAGUGAAAUGUGAAUCCAAGAGAUGUGUGUUAAUGUCAAAGUUAUGGAUGCCUCAAAGACCUUUGGUAUUUUGUCAGUAUUUAACAAAGUUCUGAAAGGCACUUAAAUUGUGACAUAUUUUACAUGGUCUUGUGUGCAAUGAAUAACUGCCAUUUUGCUGCUGUGUUCUGCUACAUCAGUCAGAAAUGGUCCAGUGAAAAACUGUAAAUGUUUGCAUACACACUGUAUAUUCAUGUCAAAUUGUCUGUAUUUCAAGUAAAGUUUGUAAAGGUAAUUAUUUUUAGGUAAUAGUUUUUUAUUUUAAUUGCAUUCUAACUGUACCUUGUAAUAAAAUGCUAACUAAUGUUGGACAUACUGUGAGUG